CUUGAGACGAAUAGUUCAGUAAAACCUAGUCACAAGAAACACGCUAAGACAUGUUUGAAAAAAAUUGUAUAUUGUGAAUUAGUUUGUUCUGCAUGCAUAAAUUUCUUUGCCUUUUCCUCCUGUCCUUCUGUAACUGUGUUUGUAAUUAGAAAUUUAAAAAAAUGAUUAUAUCAUUUAUGAAUGUUCAUUUAAAAGCAAAAAAAUAAUCUAAAUGGCAAUUUUUGUUAACUUUAAUUAUAUGGCUAUGAUUAAAUUAAUAAAAAAUAUGUGGUAAUUAUUUAACGUGGAAAUUACAAGAAAGUACUCACGUUUCUCAAUUUUAAAGAACUCGGAUCUAUCAAUCUGAUUUGUAUUAAUCUGUUUGUUCGAAACACACAUGGAAGUUUCGCGAACCUGGUACGUAAUCAUUGUGAUUACUGCGUGCACCUGCGGUACACGCACAGAAUGUGGUGAAACCGUGCGAAUUUCACUUUUAACAAGUAUGCAUGAUACUCCAUCGUGUACAAAGUUGUCGACGAAAGGGAUUACACUUUACGAAGCCGCUAAGCUUUUUACAGAAAUUCAAAACAACAAAACCGACGAAUUCGAAAUCGAAAUUACCGUUUUGGACACAUGCGGAGAUGUAACGGACGCUCUGAAAGCGGUAAUGAAGGCUUUGGUAUGGGCAGAUAUCAACUGUUUGCAUCCACCUCAUUAUCUAGGAAUUAUUGAACCGGAUACCAUGACCAAUGCCGAAGCGGUACACAAAGUGACUUCUAUAUUAAAAGUGCCGCAUAUUGUCAAAAAAUCGUCGAUUUCUCCGUAUUCGCACUCUUUAACGGAGGAAUCAAACUCCUACUUAACACAGGGAAUCUUAAAAAUGAUAGAAGUCUUAAAGUGGAAAUCCUUCACAUUAGUAGCUAACGUUGAUGAUGGAAACGACGAUGACGUACAAAAUAUUAUAAAGAACCUAACGAUAAAUGCCAUAAAGAAGAAUUUGUGUGUUAUAAUUCACGAUAAUGAUAAAAAAGUUAUAGAUUACACGUCACAUAUUGUAUACGUUGGAAAGCCAAAAGAAAAAUUUUUCAACGAGCCCAAAAAUGCAACCAUACUAAUCAUCAGCGAGGAAAAUUUGGAAGAUUACUUGAAUCAUAUAAAUUCAUCUAAUACCGUACUGCUUUUAAAAGAUUCAAGGAAUGUAAUAAUUAACAGUCUUGAGUGGAGAAUCAAGAAUUCUCAAUGGUGGGGAUGCGAUAAUGAUUUUGAAAAAUUCAAUACUGAGGAAUUGAAACAAGUCAGAUGGCUAGAAAAUGCUAUAGAAGUUUACGUGAAAGCUUUAAAAUCCCUAUGCAAAAACAAAAAGUGUAACAGUCAAAUAAAUCCUUUGGACUGGAAUCAAGCAGUGUCGGACACGUUAAUAACGCACAAUACAGAAUUGGAUGCGGCGCUGAAAUUCCUCGAAUUGUUUAUGAAAAAAAAGACAAGUAACUUAGAGCGUCUGGGUGGCAUAAUCAUUCACCAGAAUAGAGCAAAAGUUUAUUGGAGUGAAAACAAAGCAAACGAGAAAGAAGAAAAUGAGACUGAAGAAACUGAGAAAAAUCACGAAGCGCCGAAAGGCAACGACAACGUGUCGUAUAUGUUCAGAGAACUUCUGAAAGAAGAAAAUGAAUCGCAAUCGGGAUGUGCCAUAGAUGUCAAAGAGAUUAAGAUGCUUGAAAAGAACAGUAAGACGACACAGAUUUUAGUUUCGGGAAUGGACGAUAGCGAGUGGUGGACAAUGGUGUACAUUGUAAGCAGCGUAGGAAUCGCGAUGUUUUUGGUGGGAUUUAUCGCCGUUUACAUUAUUUACACGAACAUACAGGGACCAACGCGGUGUACUAACAGUAAAAAUCAUUUGGAUAGAGAUACCAGUUUAAGGAGAAUGAGUAAUGGGGAAUUACCCACAACCAUAACCACCCGUAACCAGCGAGCGUUACAUACUCCACAAAGAAGAGACAGCGACAGAAGCGUUACAUCUGAGAAAAGCGUUUAACAUUAAAUGCAUUGAAAAUAAUAGAACGCAUGAAUUAGUGAAUAAAUCGAGCAUGUCUUCUUAGCGGAAGAUAAAAAUUUGCUUUGAAAUAAUAAAGCAUAUACAAAAGCAUA
Messenger RNA from Solenopsis invicta (red fire ant), 2124 nucleotides. RefSeq lists its product as uncharacterized. The transcript is spliced from 9 exons. NCBI's taxonomy places the organism in Eukaryota, Metazoa, Arthropoda, Insecta, Hymenoptera, Formicidae. Bases 377 to 2011 code for a protein of 544 amino acids. The record is from RefSeq and is a predicted model, not a curated record.